Didymodactylos carnosus is the source of this 2862-nucleotide messenger RNA. The record is from the annotation of a GenBank genome assembly. Lineage: Eukaryota; Metazoa; Rotifera; Eurotatoria; Philodinida; Philodinidae.
AUGGGAAAUGCAAAUUAUAUGUUAUUGAAAGGUUUCAUAAGUGUAUUACAACGUAUAGCCCAUUUUUCCGAUACAAAUGGUAUGACACCAUUUAAUUUGGGUUUAUGUGUUAGUAAUAGUCUGUUCAAAACGGAAACAACAACAAUCACGAGUGGAAAACAAGACGCCGAUGUCAUGUCAUCAAUUGUUGAAUUUCUAAUACAUAAUUGUACUAUUUUAUUUGGUAAUGAUAUUCUAACAUGUAUCCAAGAUAAAUUAAUUAUUAUUAAUCAACAACGAAAUAAUCAUAAUGAAGAAAAUUUAUCAAAUCAACUUCCUCCAACGGCAUCAUCGAUCGAAAGUUUAGAUGAAGUUGAAUCAUCUCCAUAUUUACCUGUUGUAAAUCGUUCACGCGAUUCCGGUCUGGCAGCUAGUGAUCAACCGUUCAAUGAUGACAGUAGUGAAAUAUCUGAAUAUAUUUUAAGAACAAAUCCGUUAUCAAAUAGUCGUACAACACGUUACGAUACAUUUCGACGAAUGAAAAAUUUUAAUGAAUCAAAACAUCAUCAGCCAUCAAUACCUAUUACUAAUGAAUUUCAUUCUAAUGAUUCAAAAUUAUUAAAAAAAGAUAUUAGUCUAUUGAGUUCGAAUAAAAAGAGUGAAACUAUUGAUUUAUUAUUAUCCAAUAACAAUAAUGAUAAACCCAAUUGGGCUCAAUGUGUAGAAUGUGGUAACGGAUGUGUUUUAAAUAGUUUGAACAUUAUAAUGAAUAAUAAUAGUAAUACGAACAAUUCAAAAGUGGAUGUUAUUCGACGUCGUAGUUCAAAAUCAAAAUAUUCUUAUAAACCAUCGAAUAAAUUUUUAGAACGUGAAAAAUUAACAAAAAUAAAUAUGAGUACAUCAGAUGAGUCUGAUAAUAACAAUAAUACGGCAACAACGACGACUACAACAACAACCACAUUAAAUCCCAAUGAAUCAUUGUGUAGUACACGUUCAUCAAGCACAUCAAAAUUAAAACGUUCAAAAUCAUUAUCAAGAAAUUCUUCGAUAGGUAGUGUCGAACAUCAAUUACAACAACAAAAUAAAAAAACAAAUACAACUACGAAUAUAAAUGACGUGAAACGUACGUCAUCAUUGAAACAUUUUUAUCAUCACCGUUCACUCAGUAGUGAUGAUGCUGAUGAAGACGACAAUAAUGAUGAUAUUUCAGCUCAAAAGAAAUUAAUAAAACAAUAUAAUAUUGAUGAUUUAUCAAGAACAUUAAUUAAACAACAUGUAACAACAACAAGCGAUCGUCAUGCACGUCUAAAAAUAUCACAAAUGGGUGCUAUUAGUAUAGAAAGUGAUCAAGAUGAUGAAAAGUCUUUACAAACUAGGCCAACAUAUAAAGAACAAAAAACAAAAAUGUUGGACAGGCCAGAAACGAAGUAUCAACAGCAACCAUCCUCAUUUCAACCACAAAAUAAUUAUUUGAAAACUAUUCCAAAGCCUACAGAUCAAGACCCAUCUUCAUCAUCAGAAAUAAAUCUUGACUUGACUAGUGUACCAUUAGUAUCAUUAAAUAAUUCUUCAAAAUCGCCAUCAUCAUUACAAAUAUUGUCUCAAGUAUUCGAUAAUAAAAAACAACAAUCAAAACAAAUAACACCAAUACGUUCAGCAUCAUUUACAUUAAAUAAAUCGGAUCAAAAUAACACAUCACCUAUAAUGACAGUGACAACAGCCACAGAAUCAAUAAAUAAUCAACCAUAUUAUGGAGAAUCAAAAUCAGAUGUAACGGAUUCAAAUGAACGUUCAAAUUUAUUUAAUACUCGUCCAUUGAAUCACAAUAACGAUGGUCGUUCACGUCAUUGUGGUCCAUUAAUAACAACAAAUCAAGUUUACGUAAUGACAACAAAUAAAAAUACGUUGCAACCAUCUUCGUCGUCAACGAACUCAUCCACAUUUAUGACAACAUCCCCAUCCCAUUCAUCACCUUAUGAAACUGUUACAUCACCUUCAACAUCUCAUAAACUUCUUUCACAUUCACAACCAGCUAAUUAUUUUAGUCGACUACCUCAACAACAACGACCGAAUCGUCCAAUACUAGAUCUUACCUCAUCAAUGAAAUCUUUAUCAUUCGAUUCAGCUACGAAUACUAAUAGCGAUAAUCUUUCUUCCCGUACAUUCGUUCAUUGCAAACCAUCAUCAUCGUCAACUUCUUCGCAUUUACGUCAAUUACCUGUGUCAACAUCUUCAUUUCAACCGGUUGUAAAACAUCAACAACCACAAAAUAACAAACAUUCAUCAAUGUAUAUCGUAACAGUUAAUCAAAGAGAAAAUAAUAAUCGGCAAUCAUCAUCACAAAUUGUUCUUAAUACAUCUGCUCAUGCCAAACCAUUAGAUCAAACUUCGACAAAUUUAUUGUAUAAUGAAGAGAAUACACAAACUCCAUCUUGUUUUACGCCGAAAAGACAUCCAUGUCAUAGACAAAAUGCAGUACGUUAUAAAUCAUUCGAUAAUCAAAAUCAAAAUAUUGAACAUUCUUCUCGUUCUCCUACGCCACGUCAAAAUGAAAGUGGUUCUGAGGUAAAGAGAUUAUCACGUUCUUCUACUCGAAUAAGUGAUCAAUUACCAUCAUCAUUAUCAUCCACAACAACAUCAUUCACUACAACCCCAAAUCGAAUUUAUUCUAGUGAUCAUGAUUAUUCAUAUAUUUCACGCUAUCAGUCUAUUGAACGACGAGCAAAACAUUCGCCAUCGUUUGAUAUUAACAAUGAAUUAAGAGAAAUAUCAUGGAAUGUUAAAGAAAAAGCAAAAUUAUUUGAAAAACUACAACCACAUUCUCAAACAUCGAAAACUCAACAACGACAAAAUAUUUUAACAGGAAGAGAAAAUUAUGUGUAA